AUGGAUGUCGUAGAUGUUUCUCCUGCCAAAAAAAACCCAAGAGGAAAAUUAAUCGGCACUGGUCAAAAGCAAAUCAUUAUCAAUGUAUACAAAGAUAAAGUCACACAACAGCUCGAAAAUCCAGAGAUGCCCAAAUUGUCCUACAGAGAAAUGAUCAUUGAAGUUUCAAAAACCACCGGUAUUGGGCAACGUACGGUACAAACCACAUUAUCAGAGUAUAAGAAAGAAGGUACAGUAUCAUCGCCCAACAAAAAAAGAGUUAAAAUGACAAUACUUGAUAAAGUUGACGAGUUUGAUAAAAAUGCCAUAAGGCAAAAAAUUCAUAGUUUUUGGAGGAAACGUGAGGUGCCAACAGUAAACAAAAUGUUAAUUGUCAUUAAUGAAGACGAAACAUUACCAGACCUGAAACGUUCGUCCUUUCAUAAAUUGCUGAAAGAUUUACAAUUUGAGUUUGUAAAAAAAAACCGAAACAGUGCUCUUUUAGAAAGAGAAGAUCUAAUAUCUUGGCGGCGAGGUUAUUUGUAUAAAAUAAGAAGUUAUCGAGUACAGAACCGGCCAAUAUAUUAUUUGGACGAGACUUGGGUCAGUGCAGGCGAGACGCAUAGCAAAGCGUGGGUUGAUACCAUGGUCACAUCAUCAAGGGAUGCAUUUCUCAGAGGCCUCACCACAAGACAAAAGGAACCAUCCGGCAAAGGUAAACGACUUAUUGUAUUACAUAUCGGGUCGUCAGACGGUUUUGUCCCUGGGGGCCUUUUGUGUUUUGAAUCCAAAACCAACUCGACGGACUACGAUGAUGAAAUGAAUGGCGAUACAUUUUAUGAAUGGUUUGUUAAAACUCUGCCAUUACUAAAAAAAAAUGACAUCAUUGUAAUGGAUAAUGCUUCGUACCAUUCCGUGAAGAAACACAAAAUUCCAGUGAGGUCGUGGAAAAAACAAGCAAUUAUUGACUGGCUUGAAAAUAAAGGCGAGAUCGUUGAACAUUCUACUGUGAAAAACGAUUUGAUGGAAAGAGUCAACAAAAUAAAAAAAAAGUACGACCAAUACGUAAUUGAUGAGUACGCAAAAGACGACAACAAAAUUAUAUUGCGAUUACCUCCAUACCACUGCGAGCUUAAUCCAAUCGAACUCGCGUGGUCGUCUGUGAAGAGUUACGUCCCAACGCAUAAUAACACCUUCAAAUUAAAAGAUGUACUCGAGUUGUUAAAAAAAGGCGUGGACAUGUAA
This is a messenger RNA of Metopolophium dirhodum (rose-grain aphid), 1224 nucleotides long. RefSeq lists its product as uncharacterized. The transcript has 2 exons. Gene Ontology annotation, molecular function: nucleic acid binding. The coding region runs from base 1 to 1224 and encodes 407 amino acids. The record is from RefSeq and is a predicted model, not a curated record. NCBI's taxonomy places the organism in Eukaryota, Metazoa, Arthropoda, Insecta, Hemiptera, Aphididae.